Messenger RNA from Exophiala aquamarina CBS 119918, 705 nucleotides. RefSeq lists its product as uncharacterized. The record is from RefSeq and is a predicted model, not a curated record. The transcript is spliced from 2 exons. The coding region runs from base 1 to 705 and encodes 234 amino acids. Lineage: Eukaryota; Fungi; Ascomycota; Eurotiomycetes; Chaetothyriales; Herpotrichiellaceae.
AUGUAUGAGGCACCCAACGGAAUGUUCUUCCAGGAUGGAGCAUUGAAACAUAAUAACCCGAUUAAUCUAGCCGUUGUAGAAGCACGUCGUGCUUGGGAUAGCGGUCGUGAUAUCGACAUCGCCGUCAGUGUAGGCUCUGGAUGGUCAAAUGACCGGGUCGCAAAGCAGAGCUUUAUAUUCUCCCACUUUAGUCACGGUUGGCUUAGAAGGUGCACCGACACAUUCGAAAACAACCUAGAUGCAGCCAAACUAUGGACAAAGUACUUUAGCAGUUUGGACGAAGAUCUAAGGCAAAAACACCAUCGGCUUGACGUCCAAUUAAUGGAACUCUACCUACCUUGCAUUCUAUGUCGCCUCGAGCUGAAAUACCAUCGGACUCUACUGUCGAGGCUCACGGAACAAGGCUGCAUCUUUCAUGUCAACCGCCAGUCAUUCCCGGUUGACUUCAGGCUAGUAGAUAAAUGUGGCUUCAAGCUGGACGUUCGUUGGACUAUAUCGAACAAGAACGACAAGACAAGCAUCUUCCUCACAUUCGGUGAUACCGCUUUGGACCAAGAUGGCGCAAAAGAGGAUCCCCAAGCGGCUGAGGUGCGACAGUAUGAUAUUAGUGCAAGCCCCGUCUCUGCUUGUUCAAUAAGUCCUAUGGUAGGCAAUCGACAGGCCGCUAAGCCUAGCGGGGACUAUCAGACAUAUCGAUCUGAUUGA